Messenger RNA from Pelobates cultripes (western spadefoot toad), 1132 nucleotides. Lineage: Eukaryota; Metazoa; Chordata; Amphibia; Anura; Pelobatidae. The record is from the annotation of a GenBank genome assembly.
AUGUUAAGAUUCAAGUGCUGGACCGCCUGGAUAAAGGAGAGCGCCAGGUGGAUAUCCGGACAGAUCUCUAUGCCUACCUCCACUAUCCGCACUAUCCUCAAAAACAAGGAUAAGAUCCGCACUUCAGUGACGACCAGCACUGCUUCUUCAGCCAAGCAGAUCACCCGCUCCAGGUCCUACGCUCUUGAGGAGAUGGUGAAGAGGCUUUCCAUACGGAUAGAUGAUGAGCUGGAGCGUAACAUGUCUCUCAGCCAGGCCAUCUUGAUGGAGAAGUCAAAGAGAAUUUACGCUCACAUCCAGAGUCAAGAUCCAAAUGUGAUGGAGAGUUUUGCAGCAAGUAGAGGUUGGUUUGACCGCUUUACGAAAAGGUACAACCUCUACAACCUUAAGAUCACCGGUGAAGCGGCAAUUGCAGACACUGGAGCUGCUGCAGCCUUUCCAGCCUCUUUCAAGGACGUGGUGGAUAGAGGGAGCUAUCCACCGGAGGUUGUCUUCAAUGUGGUUGUGACCGGGCUCUUCUGGAAGCGCAUGCCAAGCCGCACGUUCAUCUCUAGGGAGCAGAAGAGAGCACCGGGCUUUAAAGCGUCGAAAGACAGGCUGACCCUUCUUGUGGGUGGGAACGCCAGCGGUGACUAAAGCCUUUGCUGGUGUACCACUCCCAGACACCGAGGGCAAUGAGGGGCAUUAGCAAGUCCAGCUUGCCAGUCAUUUGGAAGGCAAACAGGAAGGCAUGGAUCACCAGGGAUAUUUUUACAGAUUGGUUCACUGACCGUUUCUGCCCUUUCAUGCAGUGAUUUCCACCUUCAAGGCCUGCUAUCUCCACUGCACAUUCCAUCAGCUGAUUGAACACACAGACUGCGAGGACAAGCAAUCAAUGUUGGACUUCUGGAAGCAGUACCACAUCAUGAAGGCUAUCUCCAACAUUGAUCUUUCCUGGAAGGAGGUGACACAGCAGUGUCUCAAGGCUGUGUGGAAAAAGAUCUGGCUAGAGCUGUGUGAGGAUGUGCAACUCAAGGCUGUGUGGAAAAAGAUCUGGCUAGAGCUGUGUGAGGAUGUGCAACUACCAGAGCCCAUCAUAGCGGAGAUAGUGGACCCUGUGACCCCGGCUGGACUAGGAGAUACAGAUGCUUAG